GGGGAAAUGGCGGGUGGCUCGGAAGCUCCCGCCCUGCGAUCCGCGGUACCAAUGCUGCCGCGAAUCGCAGAAGGGGAGUGCUGGCCCUGUUCUUAUGGGUUAAUUAAUGUGCAAAACGUCUGGUAUGAUUUUGUGUGUGUUUAUCAGAUGUUUGAGAACUCAGAAAUCUGAGCUAGCCUUCUCCUGGUCUAUUUUCUUUAUCCCAUUUCAGGGAGUCGCCACUGCAACCAUGCCUGCUUUCCGGCAGGUUGGGGAAAAACAGCUUCCCCAAGAAAUCAUUUUUAUGGCCUGGUCUCCAAAGAGAGAUUUGAUUGCCCUUGCAAACAAAGUUGGAGAGGUUUUGCUCCAUCGGCUUGCAAACUUUCAGCGAGUGUGGAGUUUGCCACCAAGUGAAAGCACAGGAAAAGAAGUGACAGCCCUCGCAUGGAGGCCAGAUGGCAAAAUUUUGGCGUUUGGACUUGCUGAUACAAAGCGAGUGAUCCUGUGCGAUGUAGAGAAACCCGAGAGCUUGCAUUCAUUCUCAGUGGACGCUCCUGUCACUCGUAUGCACUGGAUGGAAGUUACAGAAGAAAGCAGUGUUCUCACUUCAUUUUAUAAUGCUGAGGAUGAAUCCAAUCUUCUGCUUCCGAAAUUGCCAGCCUUGCCAAAGAACUACAGUACCACUUCAAAAAUUUUCAGUGAAGAAAAAUCAGACGAGAUUAUGAAACUCAUGGGAGAUGUCAGGCUUAAUGCUCUGGUUCUUGGAGGCAACGCUGGGUUUAUUGAGAUCUAUGCUUAUGGAAUGUAUAAGAUUGCCACAGUGACGGGGGUGACUGGUUCAUGUCUUGCAUUAUGCUUAUCGAGUGACUUGAAAUCACUAUCGGUUAUUACAAAAGUAGAAGUUUCUCCAGAGAGUGAGCCAGAAAUAACAUACUUCCAAUUGGACACCAGUCUGCUCUCAACCUAUUUACCAGAAGUGACUCGAAUGGCUAGAAAAUUUACACACAUUUCAACUCUCCUGCAGUAUAUAAAGCUGUCGCUGACGUGUAUGUGUGAAGCUUGGGAAGAAAUACUGAUGCAGAUGGAUUCACGGCUAACCAAAUUUGUACAGGAAAAGAAUACAACCACUUCUGUGCAAGAUGAAUUCAUGCAGUUACUGUUGUGGGGCAAAGCAAGCCUUGAACUUCAGGCAUUGCUAAUGAAUCAGCUAACAGUGAAGGGUUUAAAAAAACUUGGCCAGUCCAUGGAGUCCUCUUAUUCUAGCAUUCAAAAGCUUGUCAUAAGUCACUUGCAAAGUGGCUCUGAGGCCUUACUUUACCAUUUAAGUGAACUUAAAGGAAUGGCAUCGUGGAAACAAAAAUACGAGUCUCUUGGACUGGAUGCAUCAGGAAUAGAAGAAGCUAUUACUGCGGUGGGCUCCUUCAUCCUAAAAGCAAAUGAAUUGCUUCAAGUUAUCGAUAGCAGCAUGAAAAACUUCAAAGCUUUUUUCCGGUGGCUAUAUGUCGCUAUGCUGAGAAUGUCCGAGGAUCACGUGCCUCCAGAGUUGAACAAGAUGACUCAGAAAGAUAUCACUUUUGUUGCCGAUUUUCUUACUGAACAUUUCAAUGAGGCACCUGAACUCUACAAUCGUAAAGGGAAAUACUUUAAUGUAGAAAGAGUUGGUCAGUAUUUGAAAGAUGAAGAUGAUGAUCUUGUGUCCCCACCUAACACAGAGGGAAACCAGUGGUUUAACUUUCUACAAAAUAGCAGCCAUCUUAAAGAAAGCCCUUUGCUGUUUCCAUACUACCCUCAGAAGUCAUUGCAUUUUGUAAAAAGGCGAAUGGAGGGAAUUAUCGAUCAGUGUCUGCAAAAGCCAGCUGAUGUGGUUGGAAAGUCUGUGCAUGAAGCAUUUUGUAUGCCUUUAUACAAAGCAUCGAACAGUGAGGAUUCAGCAUCUCAACUAUUCAAGUUGCCCUUUUUGUGGAACGAUAAAUCAUCCAGUUUGCAUUAUGUUUUGUUCACAAUGUUAGAAAACUCAGUUUCUAAAAUAUAUAUACUGAGGAGGCAUACGGACACUUCAAGGUCUGCAAAUAAUGGACUACUUGCUGUUGAUUUUGGGAAUUUUUUGAAUAACUGCAUGAAUGAAAGUUCAGUUACAAGUGUCUACAGUUAUCUUGAUGCCCAUUUCUAUGAUGAUGAAACAAUAACAGUAAUUCUUGCAGAGAAUUUAGAACAAGAGGGGAAGGGGAGAAUUUUGGCGCAGCUACCUUUAUCAUCCAUAUAUACUGAGGAGAACCAGGAACAAGAGUUCAGAUGGAAUUCUGAUCAAAGGUUAGAUAUGCAAUGUGAUAACAUUCCUGCACGUGCUGUCACCAUAGAGGGUCAGUGGAGAGUGCUGGAGAAUAUGAAAGCUCAGUAUGUUGCUGUAAAUGGCAUCCGAAAAGUUUCUUGUGUGCUAAGUUCAAACCUCCGGCACAUCCGAGUGUUUGAAAUGGAUGUGGAAGAUGAUGGAGAAGCUGAGGAGGAAGAAGAGGAAGAAACAGCACAGCAUGCUGCCACUAGGGAGGAGAAGCUCCAACAGUCAACAGGCAACCCUGAAGAAAGUAUCUGUGUUGCUUCUGGUGAAUUAGCACAUGAAACAGAAGAACAUGAACGAAGUAUCAGCACCUGAGACAAAGUCUUGUUUUGCUGACCACAUUCAGACAUAGCACUGGCCAUAAACCAUAUUUAGAGAAAUUAGCUUGCCCAGGAGCUGUGUGCUGGGUUUGCUCUUACCUUCCUGGAGCAGGGAAACAAACCAUAGAGUGGUUAGUUUAGCAUUCCCUAUUAUGGUCUGUUUAGGAGAAACAAACCACAAGCACUGCUACUGACAUCACUAAAUCAGCUGGUGAGUGGUUUGUUUCCCCGCUGUAGGAAGGGAAGAUCAAUGCUGGGAGUGCUCAAGAUGCAUGCACAAGCCAAUUUCCCUGUCUUAAUUUAUUUCCAGCGUUAAUGUCCAAACACAACUAGUGUCUUACACAUCAGAGAGAAGAAACAGAAGUAUGGCCCUGACUGCUGAUUGUCUGGCUGUAGUGUACCAGCCUAGUUUAUGGAAGACUGCAGUGGUUAUGGAGGUUUUCCUGCCUAUUUCUUUCUUUUUCACGUCUUUCCCAGUCCUGUUUCUUGUGCUCCAGCUGAGUUGCCUGAAUACAUGCAGCACUGGAACAAAACAAACGGAUUGCCACUAAAUAAUCCUGCAAACGUGUGUGCUUUUCAAACUUCAGUCAGUGUUGAGGUUUUACUGCCUCGUACCCCACCCCCUCCUGCCACUUUUUCCCUGCCACUUUCACGGUAUGGCUUUCAGAUGACACCUGUGGGUGGUAUUUACAGAUAUAUCUUAAGUGGUAUAUAAAUGAUAAUGAAUAUCUGGGCUCAUCUGCCUAAGUGGGCUCUUUCCACUGUCAUGCUCUUCCCAACAUGAGAAAUGGACUUUGAACUCUUGUUUCCCCAUGCAUUUUGUGAUGGAAAAUACAUUUUUUAAAAAAAAAUCUGUAGUGAUUGUGGUAAUUUGUAAUCAAGUGGUUUUUCAAAUGCCUUAACAUGAAUAAAGGUUUUCCUUCAAAACUGAAA
Messenger RNA from Rhineura floridana, 3567 nucleotides. RefSeq names its product anaphase promoting complex subunit 4 (gene ANAPC4). The record is from RefSeq and is a predicted model, not a curated record. Gene Ontology annotation, cellular component: anaphase-promoting complex; nuclear periphery. NCBI's taxonomy places the organism in Eukaryota, Metazoa, Chordata, Lepidosauria, Squamata, Rhineuridae. Gene Ontology annotation, molecular function: protein binding. The coding region runs from base 107 to 2629 and encodes 840 amino acids. The transcript has 28 exons. Gene Ontology annotation, biological process: protein K11-linked ubiquitination; anaphase-promoting complex-dependent catabolic process; positive regulation of mitotic metaphase/anaphase transition.